UACUCGAUCGUGACGAACACAAAGCUAAUUUUUGACGUUUCGGACCGAUUGGUGCUGAGUGCUAGUGUGUGUGUUGGUGUUGUUGCUGCCGAAUCCACAGUGCGCCAGAGCCAGGAGGCGAGUGUCAUGCCCACGGACUGUGCCGAGUCCUGACGGCUGCCCCUCGAGUGGGCUAGUGAAAAGUGCGGUUCAUCGGGGACGUCCUCGUGGCGGGGGCUGAGGGUGCGGUCUCCCGUCCUCCAGGGCCUCCAAGGCCUCUCGGCGCGGGCCUCUCCUCGCCGGCCUGCUCGUCGUCUAGCCAGGGACCGUCGCCGAGGGCAGCGGGCUCCACGCUGGACACUCUCGUGGACGUGUUCCGGGACGCCGCCUGCAUGGACUCAGACGCGGCGGCCCAGCAGUACGGCGAGGUGAACCAGCUCGGCGGCGUGUUCGUGAACGGGCGGCCGCUGCCCAACGCGGUGCGCAUGCGCAUCGUGGAGCUGGCCCAGCUGGGCAUCAGGCCGUGCGACAUCUCACGCCAGCUGCGCGUGUCCCACGGCUGCGUGUCCAAGAUCCUGGCGCGCUACCACGAGACCGGCUCCAUCCUGCCCGGCGCCAUCGGCGGCUCCAAGCCGCGCGUCACCACGCCCAGGGUGGUGCACUACAUCAAGGGGCUCAAGAGCAAGGACCCCGGCAUCUUCGCGUGGGAGAUCCGUGACCGGCUGCUGUCCGACGGCGUGUGCGACAAGUACAACGUGCCCUCCGUGUCGUCCAUCUCGCGCAUCCUGCGCAACAAGAUCGGGGGGCUGCCCGGCGUGGCCGCCAUGGCCUCCUCCGGGGGCGGCGGCGGCAGCGCGCUGUCGGCCAGCCUGUCGGCCGGCAUCGGCGGCAACACCUCGCCGUCGCACGGCGGCGCGGCGCACCCCCACCUGUACAACUCCCUGUACCCCCAGUACUCGGCCUACGCCGCCGUGCCCGCCGCGUCGCCGGCCUCGCCGUGCAACAACAACAACAAAGGGCCCUCGCCGUCGCCGCCCUACGCCGCGGUGGCUGGCGGCGGCGGCCCGCGGGGGUCGCUCGUCCCCGGCCCCGGCCACUGGCCCUCCAGCCACUCCGUCACGGACAUCCUGAGCGCCGCGCACCACCACCACCUCAUGCGGACGUCCGCGCCCGUGGGGUCACCGCCGGGCCAGGGCGGCAGGCCCGCCUCGCAGGGCGACGCCCAGCAGAACUACAACUACUACAUGUACCUUCAGAGCUGCUCGUCCGGGGCCGGCGCCGUGCCCAACAUGCACACAUCCGCCCUGGCCGUCAUCAACGGCGGCCACCACCAUCACCACCACCAUCACCAUCUCCACCCCUGCCUCACCGGACAGGCCGCCACGCCCUGAUGCCCUGACGCCCUGACUCCCGGAGGCGGCGGUAGCGCGGUAGCGCGGUAGCGCGGUAGCCAGGGCGUAGCGCUGCAUGCCCCAGACGGUGCAGGGCGUGCAGGGCUGCAUUGGCUGUGCGGUGCGCGCUGUGCGAAGGGGACGGACUCGGCAGACAAAGGCAAAGGCAUUCCCGGCGGAGAAUGCGCGCGCCAAGCGCCAAGCGACAAGCGCCACGUCGGGGCCCUGAGGGCUCGGAGGGCCCGCGGCCACCGCGGCGCUGCCAGUGGUGGUGCCCUGACCCUGGGGCCCCGCGCCACGCCGUGCCGUGCCACGCCGCGCCAUGCCGCGAGGAAGCAUCCGCGGCGCCAUGAUCUCCAAUGACCACUCUCGUCAAAAAUGAAAAAAUAAAACAACCACAGCAUGCAAACAUAUCGGAGUACAAGAGAACUUUGUCUUUGAAGGUGCGCGAUGUUCACGAGCCGGAUAGGCCCGACCGAACAUUGUGUGGUCCUUCUAAGCAUGCGUUUGAUAGUGACUUUUGAAACGAGAGAGCCUUGCCAAAGAUUGCGCAAACUGUGAUCAAUUACUUUAUUAUUUAAGGCAAGCUGCUUGUUGUUCGUGUACAUAGUGAUGCCAGUAGGGCCCUACAGAGUUACUUCAGCCGUUCGGCCUCUGGAAUAAAAUAAUUUUGUACUGCAAAAUGGUGUCAUGUUUUUAACCGUGUUGGAUGUGUCAAAACCAAUGGAUUUCUGGCAGUAUUGUCAAAAUGAACUACGCCUCUCUUAUUUUGAUAAAGUAAAGUAUGAGCUUUGAUGAAAAUGUU
Molecule: messenger RNA, 2175 nt
Organism: Thrips palmi
Lineage: Eukaryota; Metazoa; Arthropoda; Insecta; Thysanoptera; Thripidae
Gene: Poxm
Product: paired box protein Pax-1
Exons: 3
Coding region: 372-1370 (332 amino acids)
Biological process (GO): regulation of transcription by RNA polymerase II; anatomical structure development
Molecular function (GO): RNA polymerase II cis-regulatory region sequence-specific DNA binding; DNA-binding transcription factor activity, RNA polymerase II-specific
Source: RefSeq, a predicted model, not a curated record